GUGAUCAAUUUCGUGCCGUGCAGUGGCCCUGUGUUUGGCGAACAGGCGCUGACGUCCCCACACUUGGCUGCCGUCAACUUCACGGGAAGUGUCGGCACUUUUCGCAACAUAUGGCGAACGGUGGCCAACGCUCUCGACGCCAAUCACGGCUUUCCCCGACUGGUGGGCGAGUGCGGCGGCAAAGACUACCACUUUGUGCACGAGUCGGCCGAUGUGGACACCGUUGUCGCGCAGACCAUACGCGCCGCCUUUGAAUACAGUGGCCAAAAGUGUAGCGCCUGUUCCCGACUCUAUGUGCCCGACACCCUAUGGCCUAAGAUAAAGGACGGCCUACUCUCGCUAAGGGCACAGUUAAAACUCGGCUCACCCCUGGAGUUUGACACAUUUUUGACCGCGGUGAUUGACGGGGCGUCGUAUAAAAACAUUAAGGGCUAUAUCGAUGAGGCCAAGAGCUCGGCCACCCAUACGGUGCUCGCGGGCGGCGUUUGUGACGAUAGUGUGGGUCAUUAUAUCGAGCCGACGAUUGUAGAGACCAGUGAUCCCAACAGUAGACUCAUUAGGGAAGAGAUUUUUGGUCCCGUUUUGACGGUUUACGUGUAUAAGACGGGGAGCGCCGCAGCCGUCGACGAGGCGCUAGACCUGUGCGAUAGGACCAGUGGUUUCGCACUCACCGGCGCUUUGUUUGCUAAAGACCAGAAAUUUAUUGACCACGCGACGGAACGUCUGAAACAAUCAGCCGGCAACUUCUACAUCAACGACAAGUGCACGGGUGCAGUGGUGGGUCAGCAACCCUUCGGUGGGGGCCGACUGUCGGGCACCAACGACAAGGCCGGCGCCCCUCACUAUUUGCUGCGCUGGUGUUCGCCGCAGAACGUGAAGGAGACGUACGUUCCGCAGAGGGACUGGCGGUACGACUACAUGACCAAACAG
Messenger RNA from Medioppia subpectinata, 930 nucleotides. The record is from the annotation of a GenBank genome assembly. NCBI's taxonomy places the organism in Eukaryota, Metazoa, Arthropoda, Arachnida, Sarcoptiformes, Oppiidae.